Molecule: messenger RNA, 7055 nt
Organism: Toxorhynchites rutilus septentrionalis
Lineage: Eukaryota; Metazoa; Arthropoda; Insecta; Diptera; Culicidae
Product: acetylcholinesterase
Exons: 8
Coding region: 1678-3789 (703 amino acids)
Biological process (GO): choline metabolic process; acetylcholine catabolic process
Cellular component (GO): plasma membrane
Molecular function (GO): acetylcholinesterase activity
Source: RefSeq, a predicted model, not a curated record
UUUUCCCGAUGAAUUUUCCAUCUCAGUUCCAAGCUUUUCGUCAGUGCGAGCUGCUGCUAGUGUGAGCCUGAAACUUUUCCACAUCGCAUGUCUAUGCCGCAAUGAGCUGUCUCAAAGGAAAUCAUUUUAUUCUGUGCUGGAAAGUCAAUUUUUUGUGAUAAUCAUUAGCAGCGAAGAAAGUUUGAGUGUGUGUAUAAAUUUCACUCAAUGUAAUCUUGACAAAUGCGAUAGAUUCAGAAGAAGAAAAAACAAUUUUCAAAUAGCCUGCAGCUGCCAGCUGAACGCUUAAUAUCCUUGAAGAAGAAAAAAGUAAACGGAAUGAAAAUCUACCGGAACUAGACACAUCGUAGUGCAGAGCCUGUGGCGGAAUUACGUACUUUUUUGCUACAUAGAGGUUUGCAAUGCAGUGCAAAAUUAUAAGCAGAAAAAGUGCGGCUAUCAGGAGAAGAUAAAGUAAAUGAAAAGCAGUAUAGCGGAUGGGAUAUUUGCAGCAGAGGGAAAGUAAGCAGAGGAGGGACUAGAUCUCUGCAGGAAAAUCAAUGGUGGAACAGACGAAAAUGUGAUAUUUUUGACUUUCAAAAUAAUACACAUAAGAUACAAAAGGAAGAGAUAAGAGAAAAAGAGAGAAAAGCGUGAGCGCUAGUCGGAAAAGCAAAAAAAAGGAUAACAUAGGAAGAGGGAACGGUAACUGAAAUUCGCGACAGCUGGUACGAGAGUGAGUGCAAGCAUAUAACAUGAGAGAGAGGGAAAAUCAAAAACUCAAAUAAAAUUAGUACAGUUUUUCUACUUCGGUGAACUUUGCUCGUAAAGUUGUAAAGGCGACCCGAUGCCUUAUUCAUCUUCCACGGUAGAAUAAGAACAAGGCAAACAGAGAACUCACGGGUAUAAGAAUGGGAUUUUAAUCGGUAGAGCUUUUCGUGGUAACAGUGGCUAUUACUUGGUUAUUGGCAUCGGCACAAGUAAUAGAAUAAGGAACCCUGGAGACGAAAAAUAACUGUUUGUGAACUUUUCCUGAUAUCUGAUCAAUCCUGAUUAUUCACUCUCUCAAUCCAGUGCCGAAGUGCUGAUAUAGAUCUCUCGUUACUUCUCUUAUAUUCUCGCAUUUGUUGAGAGAACUGUUAUAAGGAAAGAUCUACAAUUACAGUACAUAACCAGAUACUCAUGUUGAUGUUCCAUAUGAAAAAAGAAUACCUUUCCAGAGCUACGAAUCGUCCAGUGAAUGUAAUGUAAAGCAUAGCCAUUGCUGUGUGUUCCUGUUGUUCAUUCAAUUUCUCGAAAUUGUGUGAGCCAACAAUUCUAUACAACGAGGAAAAUAUGUUGAAGACCUUCGACAUCGUAAUGUUCGCAGAGACUGUUCAGAAUAAUACACGUUAACGAGUUCAUUCAAAGCAGAAAUAGAGACAUCAUUUGUUAACCAAAAAAAAUAUCUGGUAGUAGAUUUUAGGCAGAACAGAUACAUACAGUUCAAGUGUGUAAGCGAGCAUAGCAUAAGUGAAACCAAUUACCUUCCCUGCAUCUCUUAGUAAGUGGAUGUGCAGUAUCAAUUAACCAAUUCAAUCGGAAGGAUUUACAAACAGUGCAGUGAACAAUACAGCGGAAGAACAGUACUUGGGAAAUCGGUAUCUUCAAUAAAUGCUCUCAAUAGUCUUAUAGCUUUAUUGGUGACUUCUCCAAGCCAUGGAGAUUCGAGGCCUAACAACCCGAUUGCUGGGUCCAUGUCACUUCCGGCACUUCAUACUGUGCAGCUUGGCACUUCAUUCAUUUCUGGUGCAGUCAGUCCAUUGUCGACAUCAUGACAUCGGUAGUUCUGCGGUGCAUCAGCUAGGGUCGAAAUAUUCACAAUCAUCCUCGUUAUCGUCAUCCUCGCAACCGUCGUCCUCGUUAGCAGAAGAGCCGAUGCUGAAUAAAGAUUCAGAUGCAUUUUUUACACCAUAUAUAGGUCACGGAGAUUCUGUUCGAAUUGUAGAUGCUGAACUGGGUACUUUAGAGCGCGAACACAUACACAGCACUACGACCAGACGGCGCGGAUUAACAAGGAGGGAAUCGAGUUCCGAUUCAUCUGACAAUGAUCCGCUUAUUAUCAACACUGACAAGGGAAAGGUUCGGGGAGUAACACUUGAAGCACCCAGUGGUAAGAAAGUAGAUGCAUGGAUGGGCAUUCCAUACGCACAACCUCCUAUCGGACCGCUCCGAUUCAGGCAUCCACGACCCGUCGAAAAAUGGUCUGGUAUCCUGAAUGCCACAAAGCCACCAAAUUCUUGUGUCCAAAUUGUGGAUACCGUGUUUGGAGAUUUCCCGGGUGCCACCAUGUGGAACCCGAAUACACCAUUAUCCGAAGACUGUUUAUAUAUUAAUGUGGUUGUGCCACAUCCCAGACCAAAGAAUGCCGCUGUGAUGCUGUGGAUUUUCGGCGGUGGAUUUUAUUCCGGUACAGCAACGUUGGACGUGUACGACCAUCGCACUUUGGCGUCGGAAGAAAACGUUAUCGUAGUUUCAUUGCAAUAUCGUGUUGCCAGCUUAGGAUUCCUGUUUCUCGGUACGCCAGAGGCACCAGGGAAUGCUGGUCUGUUUGAUCAGAACUUGGCGUUAAGGUGGGUUCGCGACAAUAUUCAUAGAUUUGGUGGAGAUUCUUCGAGAGUGACACUAUUUGGAGAAAGUGCCGGAGCAGUGUCAGUGUCGUUACAUUUAUUGUCAGCUCUAUCGCGAGAUUUAUUCCAACGUGCUAUUCUCCAAAGUGGAUCUCCCACUGCACCAUGGGCUUUGGUUUCGAGGGAAGAAGCUACUCUCAGAGCGCUUCGACUAGCCGAGGCAGUCAACUGUCCGCACGAUGCAACGAAGCUCACCGAAACAGUAGAAUGUCUCCGCAACAAAGAUCCAAAUGUACUUGUCGACAACGAGUGGGGCACAUUGGGGAUCUGUGAAUUCCCGUUCGUGCCUGUCGUUGACGGAGCAUUCCUAGAUGAAAUGCCACAGCGUUCGUUGGCCAGCGGUCGAUUCAAAAAAACUGAUAUUCUGACUGGAAGUAACACUGAAGAGGGUUACUAUUUUAUAAUUUACUAUUUAACUGAGUUGCUUAGAAAGGAGGAAGGAGUCACAGUAUCACGCGAACAGUUCCUCCAAGCAGUUAGAGAGUUGAACCCAUAUGUCAACGGUGCGGCGAGACAGGCAAUCGUGUUCGAAUAUACGGAUUGGACCGAUCCAGAAAAUCCAAACAGCAAUCGCGAUGCCCUCGAUAAAAUGGUUGGAGAUUAUCAUUUCACGUGCAACGUGAAUGAGUUCGCGCAAAGAUACGCCGAAGAAGGGAACAAUGUGUUCAUGUAUUUAUACACUCACAGGAGUAAAGGCAAUCCUUGGCCCAGAUGGACUGGUGUUAUGCAUGGUGACGAGAUAAACUAUGUGUUCGGGGAGCCGCUGAAUCCAACACUUGGAUACAUGGAAGACGAAAAAGAUUUCAGUAGAAAAAUAAUGCGAUAUUGGUCCAACUUCGCCAAAACUGGCAACCCUAACCCAAGUUCUCCGAGCUCCGACUUCCCUGAAUGGCCGAAGCACACCGCUCACGGUAGACACUAUUUGGAACUUGGACUCAACACAACGUUCGUGGGACGAGGUCCUAGGUUGCGACAAUGCGCAUUUUGGAAGAAAUACUUGCCGCAGCUAGUAGCAGCUACCUCCAAUCUACAAGUUACUCCAGCACCUAGCGUACCUUGCGAAACCAGUGCAAGCAGAUCCUAUCAACCCUUUCUAUUUCUAGUUAUAAUUCUAGUCCUAUUAGCCCAAAUCGAGAAGUAAUUUCUCUAUUUUGUUAUGCUUACAAUAUCAGUUAAGAGAAAGAUGAACUAGAAUGCAUCAAUACUACUACUAUUAAUGAUAAUAAAAGUAAUGAUAAUUGAAAUGAAAACAAUAAGACCGUACUAUUCAGAUUUUCUCAGUAAUUUAUCGAUUCGAGGCGAACGAUUCCCUUUGUGACGAUCGUAUGGUUAAGUUUAAUUAUUUUUCAAUGAUAUUAUGUAAGCGACGGUGAUAAUUUACUACUCAUGAAACUCACAAAAAACUUCCUGUUAUGAAUUGUGAUGAAAGUUUCGCUUAAACCCUUUAACCCAUAAAAGUUACUUAAUUUUUAGAAAAGGGAAUUUUUGAACAAAUCUUACAGCUACUAGGAACAAGUGAAAACUAAAACCAGCUCAGUAAUUUCAAAGAGAGAUUGCUUUUAAAAUCAAAUAUGAAGGAAAUGUCUUUAUAAAUUUCAGAUCAAUAUGAGAAAAAUUCACGAUACAAUAAAUCCGACACACCUAAUUCUCGAAAUCAAUAAGUUACGUUAUUGAAUUUUGAACAAACUUUCUAUUUGAGCCACAUUAAGCCGUUGUUAUACAAGACAUAUAUAGAAUGAACGGCGCGAAACGAUGAUGAAAUGGAAUUGUAGAAGACAUUUGCAACACACAUUAGGCAACAAUAGUCAAUGUUAGAUUACCUUAACCUAGAGCAUUAAAAUUCAGAAUGCGGAUAACACCUUCAAAAUAAUCGAAACAAGAUAAAACUGAAAACAUAUCAUUAUAUUAUGCAACUUCGUUGUAUGCUAUUGACAGAAAAGAAGAAAAACAAAUGAAAUCACCCAAGUGUAGUUAAAUAUUUCUAUACAAUUUAUGGUGGCCAAUUUUAAUACGAUAAAAAAAUGCUAGUUGGGAGAAACAAAACAACUAAAAAAGGUAAAUGAAAUGAAUAAAGGGAAACCUCUGUGUACCCAAUUUCUUUAGCUGCGAGAAAGAAGUUUGAAAAAUCUUCUAUACAAUAUUAAGACUAAGAGUAUAGUAGAAACACAUUAGAAUACAAAAGAAAAAAAUAACAAAACGCUAUAAAAAAUAUAAUAUAAAUGAAACAAAUGCGACUGUGUUUAGGCUGCGACGUUUGGAUGUUGAAUUUCUUUACUAGUUGCACUCAUUCUCUCAAAACACUAGAAGAUUGUAGUGUAUCAUUGAAGUGUAUCAUUUUAUUUCUAAAAUAUUAAGCUUUACCCAACAAAAAAAGUAUUGUGAUUAUUUCAUAUGCAAAGAUGUCAUGAAAUUUAAUAUUUAUCAAAAUUUAUCUCACCGAAAGUUUGCUAGCUUGAUAAAAGCUAUCUUCUGAAAUUAUGAAUUUGUUCACUGUUUCUUCUAUAUUAACAACUCUAUUACACAACAGAAACACGCUGAAAUUUAGUUUUGGUAAAAACCUAAACUUCAAAUUUAUGGUCCACUUCAAUGUAAUUACAGUGAGUCAAUAAUGAGUUAGGGAAGUAUGAUUAGGUUACUGCCGCCUCAGUUCUUAAUUCGGCUAUUAUAUCUACGUCUCACAGUAUUCAUUUCGUCAUUUUGAAAUUAAAACCGAAAAGGCAGCGGCAGCGGUGAUCACAAACUUCUGCGUUAGUUACAUACGUACAUACGUUACAUACGCGUCUUGAUAUUCUAGUCCCCUAAAACUCAAAUUAAAUCAGUAUUCUAUGUUCAUAUUAUCAUAUAAUUUUGUUUUUCAUUUUGUGUCGGGCAACUUUCGGUGAAUACGGACCAAUUUUUGAACAAUAUAAGCUAAACCUGUGAAUGAUCUGUGAGCUAUUCGUAUGUUUAAUCAAUAUACAAUUGUAUUACUUGAAAAAGCAAUGCUGCUAUUUAUCGCUUCUCAGUUCUUGGGAAUCUCAUUCGGCCUCUGAUAAUAUAAACUGAAACAGACCAUCCAGUUAUGUUGCCAUUUGUUCGCUUAUGAUCUUGCAGGUGUAUGUUUCUAAGAGAUAGAAAGAGAGAUAGUCAAAUAAUUUUUUUUGUGAGCAAAACCACGGAAAAGCAGUGAGUACAAAAAUUACAAAGCAAACAGUGUUAGUUUCAACUCAAAGUAGAAAAAAAUUGGCGUCCCAGUAAAUUGAAUUUACCACACAAGUUACAAGAAUAAGAGUUGGUUUAAGAGCAACUGAAAUGAGAGACGGAAUAUAUUACCAUUUGUUUUCGUAAUUUCCAAGGUUAAGAUUUAUAGCACCCAAAACAAUUUAUCAAACAAAUUAAACAUCUCUUUAAUACAACGGAAUCAACGAUUGCUAAAAUAACCAAUAAAAAAACAGCUAUAAUUUAAGUUGAACAUAAGCCGAUGAAAAUCGUUUAACGUAAGUAAUGGACAAAAUUAAAAUAAAAACUAGUUCAGAUAAGUAAUAUAAGUGAAGAGAAAGGAGAUUGGAAUAAAAAUGUUCAUAACACAUAUCAUUUAAUCUUAGAAUGUAUAAUCAUUUUAGGAAACAAAUAUUUUAAUUAAAAAUAUCUAACAUAAAUAGCGGAGAUGUAAAAUUAAACGGAACGCCACGUGAGUAAAAAGAGCAGGAAUACGCUUCUUCAAAUUGAUAUUAUUGUUUACUUUUGCACAUUAAAAGAGACUAUGUAUUUAUAUGUUAACUUUCAUUGCCUUGGUGCAAGUGAUAAUUUAGAAGGUAUAAUAUUUUCAAACAUCAGAAAUCCAUUUCUUAAAUAUAUGUCAACCUGUUUAUGAGCACAUGUUCACUGAUGAAACAUAGCAUAACAACAAGUUUUGGUACGCCUACCAAUAUUAUAGUUCACCGCUCACUUUCCAAUAAAAUGCUUUCAGAAUCCUACUCAGAAGAUCCCACACGUAGCUUCUUUUGACUAAAGUGGCAUAAACUAUAUCUGGCCUAACGAUAUCAAACAUCAGACCUGCACACAAAUAUUACUCUUAUUAAUGCUUUCAUUAAGUAGAGCGAUGAAUUUUAUUGAAUAAAAAAAUAUUAUCAACUCUCCAACUCUCCGAAGUCAAGAAAACAAUUAAAGCAGCAUUUAAUUAAGCCCAUGAAUAUUACAAUGUACGAACUAUUUAUGGGAUAAUAACAAAUAGUUUUACUAAAUUAAAGCAAAUAGUUUAUUUUUGUUACCAAUUUCUUCUUAUACAAAACAAAUGAAGUUUCUGCUAUAUUCAUUAUUUAUUAUAAUAGAUUUAUAAUGAUUAUACAUAUUAGAUCUCUAAUUGAAUACUAAAAUAAGUAUGAGAAGUAAAUUUUAAGAAAUGGCAAAUACUAAUUGAACUAAAAU